Messenger RNA from Girardinichthys multiradiatus, 1374 nucleotides. RefSeq names its product E3 ubiquitin-protein ligase TRIM21-like. NCBI's taxonomy places the organism in Eukaryota, Metazoa, Chordata, Actinopteri, Cyprinodontiformes, Goodeidae. The transcript has a single exon. The record is from RefSeq and is a predicted model, not a curated record. Gene Ontology annotation, molecular function: protein binding. The coding region runs from base 1 to 1374 and encodes 457 amino acids.
AUGAAGGCGGAGGACGUCUUGAAUGCUUUGGAUGAAUUAAGUAAAGAAGAGCUUGCAAGAUUUAAGUGGUUCCUUCAGCAGCCCGAGAGCCUUGAUGGACUUCCAACAAUCAAGAAGAAACAACUGGAAAGUAAAGAAAGCUUUGACAUUGUGGACUUGAUGGUGCACACCUACACACUUCAACAUUGCCUGGAGGUGACCAGCAAGAUUUUAGAGAAACUUAACAGGAAUGACCUGCUGCAGAGAUUGCUUCACUAUAACCAACAAGAAAACAGGAUGUGUUCAUCGCUGUUCAGUAAGGAGAAAGAAACACAACUACAUAAUUUCUUGUCUGGUACUAAAAAUGAGGCCAAACCGAGGAAGAAAGACGAUGAAGUUCAGCAAAUGAUCAACAAGAUUCAGGAGGUCAAAGAGUUGGUGAAGAUCAGUAAAGAUGCUGCAGACAGAGAGAAAGCAGAAGGUGUUCUGAUCUUCACUGCUCUGAAGGAGUCUGCUGACAGAAGACUGAAGGAGCUCAUAAAGGAGAUCAAAGACAAACAGAAAACUACAGAAAAAGAGGCUGAAGACUUCAUCAAAGAUCUGGAACAGGAGAUCUCUAAUUUGAAAAAGAGCAGUUCUGAGAGAGAUUUGCACCAACGUUUCUCCCCCCUGAGAGAUGAUCCAUCCAACAAGAACUGGACAGAAGUCAGAGUCCAUCCACCAUCAUAUGAGGGGACUGUGGAGAGAGCUGUGGCUCAGCUGAAGGAGACUCUAUGGGAAGACAUAAAGAUGCAGUUGGAGCUGAAGAGGGUCCAGCAGUUUGCAGUAGAUGUGACUCUGGAUCGUGAUACAGCUCAUCCAAUACUCAUCUUGUCUGAUGAUAGAAAACAAGUUUACUGUGGGAAUAGAAGAAAGCAUCUUCCAGACAACCCAGAGAGAUUUUCUCUGUUUGCUAAUGUUUUAGGACAGCAGAGUUUCUCUUCAGGCAAGUUUUACUUUGAGGUUCAGGUUAAAGGAAAAACUGACUGGGAUUUAGGAGUGGCCAGAGAGUCUGUUGACAGGAAGGGAGAAAUUGCUCCUUGUAUUGAGGAUGGUUUCUGGGCUAUUGUGUUAAGAAAUGAAAAUGAGUACUCAACAGGGGAAGACACUUCAGUCCUUUUCGAUCUCCAUCCUGGUCCUGAGAAGGUGGGGGUGUUUGUGGAUUAUGAGGAGGGUCUGGUCUCCUUCUAUGAUAUAGAAGCUGCAGCUCUGAUCUACUCCUUUACUGGUUGCUGCUUCACUGAGAAGAUCUACCCAUACUUCAGUCCUUAUCUUGAUAAUGGAGGUACCAACUCUGCUCCUCUGAUCAUCUGUCCUGUUAACCAGGCUGGUCGUUUCUCUGAUGAAGCUCCAUGA